Molecule: messenger RNA, 1401 nt
Organism: Candidula unifasciata
Lineage: Eukaryota; Metazoa; Mollusca; Gastropoda; Stylommatophora; Geomitridae
Source: the annotation of a GenBank genome assembly
AUGGCGGGCAGAAUCUGGUUUUUGAAAGUGCUGGUGUGCGCGGCUAUAUUCAUAGCCUCUUCAAGUUUUGCAGAUAAUGUCUCAUCGAUCACUCGAUUCUCGUCCGACGAUGACUCCCUGUUUCUGACCCCACUGAUUGACAAGGACGACAUCGCCAGGGCACGAACUCUGAGCGAGGUUAAAUUGGGCAAGCUGAAUUAUGAGCUGCGAAGUCAUUCUGGUUACAUCACCGUGGAUAGGUUACUUGGCAACCAUCUGUUCUUCUGGCACUUUCCGUCCCAGGAGAGUGAGAAAGCUCCACUUCUAAUGUGGCUGAAUGGCGGGCCAGCAGUCUCCUCAAUGCUCGGUUUAUUCUGGAAGCAUGGGCCAUUGGAGGUCAACACAGAGAAAUAUGGUACGAAUUACUCCCUACGAAAGCAUACUUGGGUUGGACCAUUCUCUGUAGUUUACGUUGAUAACCCUGUUGGAACCGGCUACAGUUUCUCCGAAGUAGGGGAGGCAGGUUAUAAACUGACGCAGGCAGGGUACACGCACGAUCUGUAUAACUUUGUUCUGCAGUUCUUCAAAAUGUUCCCUGAAUACAAAACUAGAGGUUUCUAUAUUGGUGGUCAGUCUUACGCGGGAAAGUACGUCCCAGCUUUGGCUCAUAAAAUAUACACACAAAGACACAACGAAUCUGCUGAUAUCCCUCUGGCUGGGAUCAUAUUAGGAGGACCUUAUUUCGACCCACCUACAGAAAGUGUGGCCUUCUUCGACUUCCUUUACGCGGUAGGUGCCAUAAGCUACUACGACAUGGAAAGACAUAAGGCUAACGUGAAGACCAUGUACCAAAAAUUUCUUGAGGGCGGCAUCGUCAAACAAACCUUCUCUGAACUGUUCACAGACCUGGUUCUCUUGAAAGAGCUCCCCUUGCCCUCAUUAGAUAACUACGUCACUGGGAAACCAGCUGAUUACAACCAGGUGCAGACGAUAAUGAGCUCACCGGAAAUGCGAAAGGCUGUACACGUGGGAACCAGACGUUCCUAUUUCGCGUCCAACGACAAUCUUUCGGAGCGCUAUGGCCCGGAUGUGUUUGUUAGCACUAAACCUCAGAUGGCAGUCAUUCUGGACAAUUACAAAGUCUUGAUUUACAAUGGCGACUACGAUGUGGUUGUCAGCUCGGCGAUGAUAGAAGCAGCAUUGAUGUCCACUAAAUGGUCGUUGCAGAAGGAGUAUAACAAUACUCGAAGACGAAUUUGGAAUACCCCAGACCGAUUGAAAGGUUUCUUCUCCUACACGGGGAAGUUCUGUCGAGUUGUCGUCCAUGGCGCUGGUCAUCAGACACCGCAUGACCAGCCGGACUCAAGUCUGGAGAUGGUGAAAGGUUUUCUAUAUCAAGGUUGUAUCAAGCCGGAAAACUAG